GCAGUGGGGUGAGUGCUGCCUGCUCCCCCCUGCUGAUGGAUGCUGCAGCCAGCAGCCCCCUUGGCUGGCUCUGUGCACGUGUCACCAGGCUUUUUGGGGUCACCAUGGCCCAGAGGAGCCCGCUGGACAAAGCAAAGGUGCUGCUCUGCAGCCUCCUGCCUGCCUUGCUGUGUGUGGCCACGCUGGGGGCUGGCCAGGGGCUGGGGGUGUUUGUGGCCAUGUGCCUGCUCUGCUCCGUGUGCCUGGGGGACAGGGACCUGCUGCCCGUGGGGGACAGAGCCGUGCUCAUCACAGGAAGUGACACUGGGAUUGGACAUGCUCUGGCUAAACACCUGGACAGCUUGGGUUUUGUUGUGUUUGCUGGGGUUUUGAACAAGGAUGGCCCUGGAGCUGCGGAGCUGCGGCGCUCCUGUUCCCAGAGACUCUCUGUCCUGCAGCUGGAUAUCACCAACACCACUCAGGUCAAGGAGGCCUACCUGACAGUCUCAGAGAAGGUGCAAAAUGCAGGGCUCUGGGGCGUCGUGAACAACGCAGGAAUCCUGGGCUUCCCUGCUGAUGGGGAGCUGCUCCCCAUGAGCACCUACAGGCACUGCAUGGAGGUGAAUUUCUUUGGGGCUGUGGAGGUGUCCAAGACCUUCUUGCCAUUGCUGCGGAAAUCGCAGGGGAGGCUGGUGAACAUGUCCAGCAUGGCAGGAGGCAUUCCACUACCAAGGUAUGCAGCGUACGGGGCAUCCAAAGCAGCUCUGUCCAUGUUUUCUGGAGUAAUGAGGCAAGAGCUUUCCAAAUGGGGCAUUAAAGUCAUGGCAAUUCAUCCAUCAGGUUUCAGAACAGGUAUUGAAGGCACGGCAGAGCAGUGGGACAGACAGGAGAAGGAGCUGAUGGAGAACCUCCCCGCAGACACCAGGCAGGCCUAUGGGGAGGAAUAUCUCCUGGGGCUGAGGAAUUACCUGCUCCACCUGCCCUCCCACUGUGCCCCUGACCUGUCCCCAGUGCUGGGCUCUGUCCUGCAUGCUCUGCUGGCCAGGAGACCCCAGGGCCUCUACACCCCUGGCAAGGGGGCCUACGUCCCCCUCUGCAUCUUCUGCUGCUUCCCCCUCUGGUUCUACGACUUCUUCAUCAGCAAGGUGCUGAGUGCUGGCUCUGUCCCAAGGCAGCUGAGAGCAUCAGGAAAUGAAGGCAAGAACCUCUGAGGUGCCCACUGGUGUUUAUCUCACUGGAUGAGGUAGCUGGGAAGAGCUCUGGACAGACACUGCUGCUUAUUGUGCUCUCUUUGUUAAGUUGCAUUAACAUUAAAUCUUUGUGUUGAGAGUCAUGUUUGGGAAAAGCUGUGGAUAAGCAUAAAUAGAAAGCUAUUCCCAGAUGGGGCAUUUUUUAAGGAAUUUCAGUGUUUUCUUGUUGUCUUUGUGUCCUGCUUUCUGUGUAAGGUACCUCAUGAAAUAAUUCCUGUCUGCUUCU
Camarhynchus parvulus is the source of this 1455-nucleotide messenger RNA. It is a transcript of the gene HSD17B2, whose product is annotated as hydroxysteroid 17-beta dehydrogenase 2. The coding region runs from base 36 to 1190 and encodes 384 amino acids. The transcript is spliced from 5 exons. Lineage: Eukaryota; Metazoa; Chordata; Aves; Passeriformes; Thraupidae. The record is from RefSeq and is a predicted model, not a curated record. Gene Ontology annotation, molecular function: oxidoreductase activity.